Molecule: messenger RNA, 983 nt
Organism: Lepus europaeus (European hare)
Lineage: Eukaryota; Metazoa; Chordata; Mammalia; Lagomorpha; Leporidae
Gene: GLRX5
Product: glutaredoxin 5
Exons: 2
Coding region: 91-555 (154 amino acids)
Source: RefSeq, a predicted model, not a curated record
GGGAGGCGGGCCCUCCGCCGCGAGCCCGGGGCAGCUGCCGGUGCUUCUCCGAGGUCCCGAGCCUUCUAGGGCUCCGGCGAGGGUGCGGGCAUGAGUGGGUCCCUGGGCCGGGCGGCGGCGGCUCUGCUGCGCUGGGGGCGCGGCGGAGGCCUGUGGAGUCCGGGCGUGCGGACGGCGGGCUCGGGCGCGGGCGGCGGCGGCUCCACGGAGCACCUGGAUGCGCUGGUGAAGAAAGACAAGGUGGUGGUCUUCCUCAAGGGGACGCCGGAGCAGCCCCAGUGCGGCUUCAGUAACGCCGUGGUGCAGAUCCUGCGGCUGCACGGCGUCCGCGACUACGCGGCCUACAACGUGCUGGACGACCCCGACCUCCGGCAAGGCAUCAAGGACUACUCCAACUGGCCCACCAUCCCGCAGGUGUACCUCAACGGCGAGUUUGUGGGGGGCUGCGACAUCCUCCUGCAGAUGCACCAGAACGGGGACCUGGUGGAGGAGCUGAAGAAGCUGGGGAUCCGCUCCGCCCUGCUGGACGAAGACAAAGACCAGGACUCCAAGUGAGGGCCCGGGCGCCGCCGCCCCGCAGGGACUCGCUGCCCGAGAAGCCUUAGCCGCGCGGCCCUCGCCGUCGGGGCCUCUCCUGCACCCCCUCUGCCGGCUGGCAGGCCGUGGCUGGGUUCCGUUCGUCUGGUGUUCGGGCUGAGAAUAUUCUGUUAGGAACCUGUUUACAGCGCUGUGUUGUAACGAUUCAGUGCUGUCUCCCGCUCUCGCUGUGAACGGAGCCUGUUCUGUGGUCACCUGUUCCUUGCCUGACCUGGGAAGCUGAUGAGCUUGUGAAUCCCCGCUGUCCGGGACCCCUCUGCGGGUGUGUCGGUCUGCAAAGAUAACACCCCUGGUGUUUUGCUAACUUCUCCCUUCAAGGAAAAUGACGGACAGAGAAAAUGUGAUGACUGGGGCGUGGUUUUUUUAAAAUAAACUGCCGACAGCGG